GGGUGUGGAAGUCGCUCCAGGGGUCACUGGGAAGUGUAGUUUUCCAGACAGAGGCACUCAGAGGGAGGGUCACGGUAGGGCCAGGCACUUUUCUCGGGAGCUUCUACGUGUUUUAUGCACGUGGUUAAGAAAAAAGAGGGAGAAUUCAGGUGCCACAGCGGCCAUUCUCCAGUGACCGGAGCGUGUUACUCAGAAACGGAUCCGUCAGAGGCCAAUGGGAGCUGCCGGCCGUCAGGGCCCGCCUGGUGGCGCCGAGCAUCCUGGGAGGUGUGGUCCGGGCGUGGUGCCGAGGAUUCGGGGUAGUGUAGUCCUGGCGCCCCGCUGGAGGAGCUCCCCAGCUGGUGGCUGGAGCGACCCCUUGUUCUUUGGUGGCGCUGGCACACAUGGCAUUCAGGGAUGUGGCUGUGGAUUUCACGCAGGAUGAGUGGAGGCUGCUGAGCCCUGCUCAAAGGACUCUGUACAGAGAGGUGAUGCUGGAGAACUACAGCAACCUGGUCUCACUAGGAAUUUCAUUUUCUAAACCAGAACUCAUCACCCAGCUGGAGCAAGGGAAAGAGACCUGGAGAGAGGAGAAAAACUGUUCACCGGCUACCUGUCCAGCAGAUCCAGAGCCAGAACUCUACCUCGAUCCUUUCUGCCCUCCUGGUUUCUCCAGUCAGAAAUUCCCCAUGCAGCAUGUGCUGUGUAAUCAUCCCCCCUGGAUCUUCACAUGCUUGUGUGCAGAAGGUGACGUCCAGCCUGGGGAUCCGGGCCCAGGGCACGAGCAGAAGCAGCCACAAGCCUCUGAGGGGAGACCCUGGAGUGAUGAAGCAGAAGGUCCCGGGGGAGAAGGCGCCAGGCCUUUGUUUGGAAGAACAAAGAAAAGGACUCUGGGAGCGUUCUCCAGGCCACCCCAGAGGCAGCCAGUCACCUCUCGGAACAGCCUCAGAGGGGUGGAGUUAGAAGCCAGCCCAGCUCCAACGGGGAACCCUGAGGAAACCGACAAAUUGCUGAAGAGGAUAGAAGUCUUAGGAUUUGGAACCGUCAACUGUGGAGAGUGUGGACUGAGCUUCAGCAAGAUGACAAACCUGCUCAGUCACCAGCGAAUACACUCAGGGGAGAAGCCCUACGUGUGCGGGGUAUGUGAGAAGGGCUUCAGCCUAAAGAAGAGCCUCGCCAGACACCAGAAGGCACACUCGGGGGAGAAGCCGAUUGUGUGCAGCGAGUGUGGACGAGGCUUUAACAGGAAGUCAACGCUAAUCAUACACGAGCGGACACACUCCGGCGAGAAACCUUACAUGUGCAGUGAGUGUGGGCGAGGCUUCAGCCAGAAGUCAAACCUUAUCAUACACCAGAGGACACACUCCGGGGAAAAGCCUUACGUGUGCCGGGAGUGCGGCAAAGGUUUCAGCCAGAAGUCGGCUGUCGUGAGACACCAGAGGACACACCUGGAGGAGAAGACCAUCGUGUGCAGUGACUGCGGUCUGGGCUUCAGCGACAGGUCAAACCUCAUCUCUCACCAGAGGACACACUCUGGGGAGAAGCCCUACGCCUGCAAGGAGUGUGGGCGAUGCUUCAGGCAGAGGACCACCCUUGUCAAUCACCAGAGGACACACUCCAAGGAGAAGCCCUACGUGUGCGGGGUGUGUGGGCACAGCUUCAGUCAGAAUUCAACCCUCAUCUCUCACAGGCGGACGCACACCGGGGAGAAGCCGUAUGUGUGUGGGGUGUGCGGGCGAGGCUUUAGUCUCAAGUCACACCUCAACAGACACCAGAACAUACACUCAGGGGAGAAGCCCAUUGUAUGCAAGGACUGUGGCCGGGGCUUCAGCCAGCAAUCCAACCUUAUCAGACACCAGAGGACGCACUCAGGGGAGAAGCCCAUGGUGUGUGGGGAGUGUGGGCGAGGCUUCAGCCAGAAGUCAAACCUUGUUGCACACCAGAGGACGCACUCAGGGGAGAGGCCGUAUGUGUGCCGGGAGUGUGGGCGAGGCUUUAGCCACCAGGCGGGUCUCAUCAGGCACAAGCGGAAGCACUCGAGGGAGAAGCCCUACAUGUGCAGGCAGUGUGGACUGGGCUUUGGCAAUAAGUCAGCUCUCAUCACACACAAGCGGGCUCACUUGGAAGAGAAGCCUUGUGUGUGCAGAGAGUGUGGCCAAGGCUUUCUCCAAAAGUCACACCUCACCUUACAUCAAAUGGCACAUAAGGGGGAGAAGCCGUAUGUGUGCAAGACGUGUGGGCAGGGCUUCAGCCUCAAGUCUCACCUCAGCAGACACAGGAAGACCAAGUCUGUGCACCACAGACUGCCACUGCAUCCUGACCCUGAGCCGUGUGCGGGGCAACCUUCCGAUUCCUUAUACUGUCUCUGAAGGCAAAGAUGGGGACAAGGACUAACAGUCAGAAUGUUGACACUUUGAUGAAAUAGAGAAAUGCAUUCUGUAAGUGGUCAAAGGAUGUUUAACUGUUUACUUUCCCCACACUAAGUCUUCUCCAUGUUUUGUGGCCUUCGGUUGUAAUAAACUUGGCUUCUUUAUACAUCUGUAA
This is a messenger RNA of Chlorocebus sabaeus (green monkey), 2523 nucleotides long. RefSeq names its product zinc finger protein 133 (gene ZNF133). Gene Ontology annotation, cellular component: nucleus. Gene Ontology annotation, molecular function: DNA-binding transcription activator activity, RNA polymerase II-specific; RNA polymerase II cis-regulatory region sequence-specific DNA binding. NCBI's taxonomy places the organism in Eukaryota, Metazoa, Chordata, Mammalia, Primates, Cercopithecidae. The record is from RefSeq and is a predicted model, not a curated record. Gene Ontology annotation, biological process: regulation of transcription by RNA polymerase II.